CGACGCCUCGUCUCCUGUGCCAGAAAAGCCCGGCUGCUCCUCUUCCAGUUCUCCCAGCACCUGGAGCUCUGGAGACUCGGGCCCACUUAGGCGACAGGAAAGGACGGCGAGGUCCUUCCCCUGUGCCGCAUGCCCGAGCACCUCGUGCAGCUCAAGAGCAAGGGUCCGGAGCACAUCUACUGCAGCUGCAUCUCGCCCUGCGGGGCCUGGCUCGCCUACUCCACGGCCUCCCGCUUCCUCCUCUACCGCCUGCAGCACGAGGGUGACGGCGUCGGCGUCAAGAAGGUCCCCAAAGUGCCCAAGCUGCUGCUCCCAGCCUACCAGCUCCAGUUCUCCGCCGACUCCGGCAGGCUCUUCGUCGCCUCUGCUCGGGGCUCCGUCCACGUCCUCCAGCUGCUGGAGCCGGGGGGCUGCAAACACUUGCAUACGCUUCGGCCGCCCUCAGGGACCCCUGAGGCCGUUUACCUGCUGGCACCGAGCGCAGAUGGGCACUGGCUGGCAGCAGCCAGCGGGGACUGGACCAUCCACGUCUACAACCUAAAAUGCUUCCAGCAUCACUGCACCGUGCCCAUGUACAGCUGUGCCGUGUCGGCCAUCGCCAUCCACCCCGCCACCAACAACCUCGUGAUCGCCUACUCGGACCAGCAGCUGUUCGAGUUCAGCAUCCCCAACAAGCAGUACACGGCCUGGAGCCGCACGGUGCAGAACUGUGGGCUGCACAGGGUCUGGCUGGAGAGGGACUCACCCAUCACCCACAUCACCUUCAACCCCAAGAACCCCUCACACAUCCUGCUCCACGACGUCUACAUGUUCUGCGUCCUCGACAAGUCCCUGGUGAGCCUGCGGGCCUGCCACAUGCCAGCCAACAGUGCCCUCCUGAUGAACCAGAGCGCCCUGAAGCAGCUCCCGGAGACCGCCCGGCAGCGGCAGCUCCAUGCCUUCAAGAUCUGCAAGAAAUUCCAGCCCCUGCUCUUUGCGGAUCUGCUGGACGAGAACUGCCUUGUAAUGGUGGAGCGACCCUUCAUGGACUUCAAGACCCAGCUGCCCCUGCCUGUCCAACAGAAAAAAUUUGGCACCUGA
Molecule: messenger RNA, 1080 nt
Organism: Merops nubicus (carmine bee-eater)
Lineage: Eukaryota; Metazoa; Chordata; Aves; Coraciiformes; Meropidae
Gene: UTP4
Product: cirrhosis, autosomal recessive 1A (cirhin)
Exons: 9
Biological process (GO): maturation of SSU-rRNA from tricistronic rRNA transcript (SSU-rRNA, 5.8S rRNA, LSU-rRNA)
Cellular component (GO): t-UTP complex; small-subunit processome; 90S preribosome
Molecular function (GO): RNA binding; protein binding
Source: RefSeq, a predicted model, not a curated record